UUUCACCAUUGAGCUAUCGUUUAAACAUAGAUUUUCAAAUAUUUUUGGCAAGUAAACAGUGUAGUCAUCACACAGUAGUUGGGCAGCUUAAAAUCAACGCAACUUCUAGAAACAAAAAACUACUCUUUUAUCAAUAUUAUAUUAUUAUCAGCCAAAAAAAUCCUCUCCAUUUUACACAGAUCUUGGUAAAGAAGGAAUAAAAAAAAUGUCGUGGCAAACAUAUGUGGAUGAUCAUUUGAUGUGUGAGAUUGAAGGUAAUCAUCUCACUUCUGCUGCUAUCAUUGGUCAAGAUGGUUCUGUUUGGGCUCAAUCUGCUACUUUCCCUCAGUUUAAACCUGAAGAGAUAACAGCCAUAAUGAAUGACUUUGCUGAACCUGGUACACUUGCUCCAACUGGUUUAUAUCUUGGGGGAACAAAGUAUAUGGUGAUUCAAGGGGAGGCAGGGGCUGUUAUACGCGGCAAGAAGGGUCCCGGUGGCAUCACCGUUAAGAAAACUAACCAGGCUUUGAUCAUUGGAAUAUAUGACGAACCGAUGACUCCUGGUCAGUGUAAUAUGAUUGUUGAAAGGCUGGGUGACUAUCUCAUUGAACAGAGUCUCUAAGCAUGCUUGUGUAUUAAUAUCCUACAUAAUUGAGGCCAUGAAGAAGUCUUGUGUGCUGUUAGGAGGAGAAUUGCAAUCUCUUGUGCGUGUCAACUAUGUUGUCAUUUUAACAUUUUUCUUUGUGUUUUCCUUGUGAGCUUGAGCUUUUGUCAUUGACUUAAUUGGUUGGUUAUAUAUAUAAUGGAAUGGCUUGUAUUUGAUCUCUGGUUCAAAUUGACAUCUUUUAGUUUUGGCCUUAAAAAUAGAUCCAACAUUGUUUUGUAUGUUGGUAUGGUAUGGUAUGGUAUUAGCUUUGACAUGUCAUGUUAACACUUGUACGGGUUCGGCUGAAUUCAAUAGUUUUGACUUGCUCGUG
Capsicum annuum is the source of this 956-nucleotide messenger RNA. Its product is annotated as profilin. The record is from RefSeq and is marked validated. Gene Ontology annotation, cellular component: cell cortex. Gene Ontology annotation, molecular function: actin monomer binding. Lineage: Eukaryota; Viridiplantae; Streptophyta; Magnoliopsida; Solanales; Solanaceae. The transcript is spliced from 4 exons. The coding region runs from base 206 to 601 and encodes 131 amino acids.